This is a messenger RNA of Pyrus x bretschneideri (Chinese white pear), 1110 nucleotides long. RefSeq lists its product as uncharacterized. Bases 118 to 759 code for a protein of 213 amino acids. The record is from RefSeq and is a predicted model, not a curated record. The transcript is spliced from 3 exons. Lineage: Eukaryota; Viridiplantae; Streptophyta; Magnoliopsida; Rosales; Rosaceae.
AACUUUACGUCCUCUCUUCUUCUUCUUAACACUUAAGGCAAGUCACCAAAAUCUUACGCCCAAUAGCCAGAAAAAGAAGAGUGGAAAGCUACUUUUGGCUGAACCCAGAAGCCAGAGAUGGAGAGAAAAGUGCUUCUGGUUUGCUGCGCUGUGGGACUCCUGGGGCUGCUAUCUGCGGCUACAGGUUUCGGCGCCGAGGGCACGAGAAUCAAGGGUUCUCAGGUUCAGUUUGUCUCGAAUACUCAAUGCGAAUACCCUCGGAGUCCGGCUCUUGGACUCGGUGUAACUGCUGCAGUGGCUCUUAUGUUAGCUCACAUAAUUAUAAAUGUUUCAACCGGGUGCAUUUGUUGCAAAAGGAGCCCGCAUCCUUCCAACUCUAACUGGACGGUAGCUCUGUUCUGCUUUGUUUUUUCCUGGUUCACAUUUGUUAUAGCGUUUCUUCUGCUGCUCACCGGUGCUGCACUCAAUGACCGACAUGGUGUAGAAAGCAUGUACUUUGGCAACUACUACUGUUACGUUGUGAAACCGGGAGUGUUUGCCGGAGGUGCCCUUUUGUCAUUUGCAUGUGUGGUACUCGGAAUUGUCUACUACGUAAUCUUAAAUUCAGCAAAGAACGGUGAUACAUCAUGGGGCGGUUCUGCGCCAACUCAAGGGACAAUAGCUAUGGGGCAACAACUCCAGAUCCCACCGCAGAGUACUACGACCCAAGAACCAGUAUUUGUCCACGAAGAUACGUAUAUGAGACGGCAAUUCACAUGAUACGGGAGAUGCAUCACUAGAGUUUAUGGGAUGAGCCUAUGAUCAGUCUCUGAAGAUCUAAUGGUUGGAAUUCCAGGAAAUGGGUUGUUUUCUAUAUAAUCCCUGUGUUCGUUUUGUCAGUAGAUUUCUUAUGGUUGUAUUUAAUUUUGCGCAUACCGUACUGUCCAAGAAACCCAAUGCGCAUGGAUUGAAUGCCGAUUGAAUGCCAGAUGGAUGGAUUAUUUAAAAUUUACGAAUUUUACAUGGGUUUUUUAUUGGCCGACAUUUCAUAUUGGUCCUCUUUUAACGUAUCUAAACAACCUUGUAAAUUGUAAUCGAUGAAAAUUAUAGUUAUAAUCUUUUGUUUUCUUC